This is a messenger RNA of Boleophthalmus pectinirostris (great blue-spotted mudskipper), 876 nucleotides long. Its product is annotated as ATPase H+/K+ transporting subunit beta. Lineage: Eukaryota; Metazoa; Chordata; Actinopteri; Gobiiformes; Gobiidae. The transcript has 7 exons. Bases 1 to 876 code for a protein of 291 amino acids. Gene Ontology annotation, molecular function: ATPase activator activity. Gene Ontology annotation, cellular component: sodium:potassium-exchanging ATPase complex. The record is from RefSeq and is a predicted model, not a curated record. Gene Ontology annotation, biological process: intracellular potassium ion homeostasis; potassium ion import across plasma membrane; intracellular sodium ion homeostasis.
AUGGCAACACUGAAGGAGAAGCGAACCUGUGGGCAGCGCUGCGAGGAUUUUGGUCACUUUGUCUGGAACUCCGACAAUGGGACUUUCAUGGGGAGGACACCUGUGAAAUGGGUCUACAUCAGCUUGUACUAUGUGGCCUUCUACAUUGUGAUGACCGCUCUCUUCUCUCUGGCCAUCUACGUGCUCAUGUACACUUUAUCCCCAUACGCGCCUGACUAUCAAGAUCGACUCAAAUCUCCAGGGGUGAUGGUGUGGCCUGACACUUACGGGGAGGAGAUAGUUGAAAUCUCAUACAACUCCUCAGACAAGAAAAGUUGGAAGAAGAUGGCAACAAUCCUUCGACAUUUCCUUGAACCGUACAAUGACACGACACAGCUAAUCGUGAACAACGUCACCUGCACCAAAGGAAAGUACUUCAUCCAGUCACAUUUCACAGGUCAUAAUCAUACCAAAUGCUCCUGCCCCUUCACUCAGAGCAUGCUCGGGCCCUGCUCUGGGUUAGAAGACCCCACUUUUGGAUACAACUCUUCCAUGCCCUGCGUUAUCAUCAAAAUGAACCGGAUCAUCAACUUCUUGCCUUCAAAUAUAACUGGGGUUGCUCCGUAUGUAAACUGCACCAUACUGGAUGGAGAGGAAAAUGUGGAAAACAUUGAGUACUUCCCUAAGAAUGGAACAAUGGAUCUUUCCUACUUUCCUUACUAUGGCAGACUGGCCCAGCCCAACUAUGUAAACCCACUGGUGGCAGUUCGGUUCAACUUGGUGAAGGAGAAAGAGGCCAAGAUCGAGUGCAGAGUGGUCUCCGAUGUGAUCAGCUAUCAAAACAUCCACGACCCCUACGAAGGAAAGGUGGUCUUCGAUCUUAGUGCAGAAAGUUAA